Choloepus didactylus (southern two-toed sloth) is the source of this 1236-nucleotide messenger RNA. RefSeq names its product transcription factor Dp-1-like. The record is from RefSeq and is a predicted model, not a curated record. Gene Ontology annotation, cellular component: transcription regulator complex; nucleus. Gene Ontology annotation, molecular function: DNA-binding transcription factor activity, RNA polymerase II-specific; RNA polymerase II transcription regulatory region sequence-specific DNA binding. NCBI's taxonomy places the organism in Eukaryota, Metazoa, Chordata, Mammalia, Pilosa, Megalonychidae. Bases 1 to 1236 code for a protein of 411 amino acids. Gene Ontology annotation, biological process: regulation of cell cycle; regulation of transcription by RNA polymerase II. The transcript has a single exon.
AUGGCAAGAGAUGCCAGUCUAAUAGAAGCCAAUGGAGAGCUAAAGGUCUUUAUAGACCAGAAUCUUAGUCCUGGAAAAGGUGUGGUAUCAUUAGUAGCAGUUCAUCCUUCAACCGUAAACUCCCUUGGAAAGCAACUCUUGCCAAAAACUUUUGGACAGUCCAAUGUCAACAUUGCACAGCAAGUGGUAAUUGGUACACCUCAGAGACCUGCAGCGCCAAAUACUAUCCUGGUAGGAAGUCCACACACCCCUAACACACACUUUGUAUCACAGAACCAGGCUUCAGACUCCUCACCUUGGUCUGCUGGGAAAUGCAACAGAAAAGGAGAGAAGAAUGGCAAGGGCCUGAGGCAUUUUUCAUUGAAGGUUUGUGAGAAGGUUCAGAGGAAAGGAAUCACUUCCUAUAAGGAAGUGGCAGAUGAAUUGAUCGCGGAGUUCAGUGCUGCUGAUAGCCAUAUUUUACCAAAUGAAUCAGCUUAUGACCAGAAGAAUGUAAGACGACGGGUCUACAAUGCCUUAAAUGUCUUAAUGGCCAUGAACAUUAUCUCCAAGGAGAAGAAAGAAAUCAAAUGGAUUGGUCUGCCUACAAACUCGGCUCAGGAAUGUCAGAAUUUAGAGGUAGAGAGACAGAGAAGACUUGAAAGAAUAAAACAGAAACAGUCUCAACUUCAAGAACUUAUUCUACAGCAAAUUGCCUUCAAGAAUUUGGUGCAGAGAAACCGCCAAGCAGAGCAGCAAGCGAACCGGCCGCCUCCCUGCAACUCCGUCAUCCACCUCCCGUUCAUCCUUGUGAACACCAGCAAGAAGACAGUGAUCGACUGCAGUAUUUCUAACGACAAAUUUGAGUAUCUGUUUAAUUUUGACAACACGUUUGAAAUCCACGAUGACAUAGAAGUAUUAAAGCGAAUGGGAAUGGCUUGUGGAUUAGAAUCAGGAAGCUGUUCGGCCGAAGACCUUAAAAUGGCAAGAAGUUUGGUACCUAAAGCUCUGGAACCUUAUGUGACAGAAAUGGCUCAGGGAACAGUCAGUGGUGUAUCUGUCACACCAUCAGGUUCAACUUCAAAUGGCACAAAGCUUUCUGCCAGUGACUUGACCAAUGGUGCCGACGGGACAUUGGCCACAAGUUCCAGCGGGUCUCAGUACAGUGGCUCCAGGGUGGAGAUGCCCAUGUCUUAUGUUGGGGAAGAUGAUGAUGAUGAUGAUGAUGACUUUAAUGAAAAUGCUGAUGAAGACUGA